AUGGAUGUUCCCUCUCCAGAACCAAAUAGUGAUGCUCAAAGUGACCAAUUUCCUUUGCUAUUAGAGCAGAUGGAAAGCCCUAACGAUCAUGUGCACAUAAUUGAUGUAACAAGGAAUCGUGAUACUUCAGCAAGUUCAUCUAGUGAUGACCAACCUCCUAGAGUGGACUUGCCUCAGCAUGAAGACAGACCAUCAGCUAGUACACAUGCCCCCACCUAUCAAGCUGCUUCAUCCUCAAACAGAUUAAAUUCUAGGAAUUCGUCAUUUAUGAGGAGAGGUGAUGGGUACAGUCGUCGCCGAAGAAGCCCUUUGAAUUCAGGGUUAUGGAUUUCUGUUGAGCUUGUUGUCACUGUGAGUCAGAUUAUAGCAUCUAUUGUUGUUUUGUCAUUGUCGACAAAUGAAAAUCCACAAGCCCCUUUGUUUGCAUGGGUUGUGGGUUAUGCAUCAGGUUGUGUUGCAACACUUCCUAUUCUUUACUGGAGGUUCCGUAACCGCAACAGAGGUGCUGAGCAAGAAUCCAUUCAAUCGCAUCAAGGGUCUUCUGAAAGCAAUCCUCCUGAACCAAUGUCUUAUACAGCUAUUUCAAUUUCUCAAGCAUCUGAUGAAGAAAACAAUCGCACCUCAGAAACAGUCACAAAUAACCCUCAAAUUGCAGGACCCUUAAGUGCAAGACUUAAUGGGUUAGUGGAUCAUUUCAAGAUGGCCUUAGAUUGCUUUUUUGCAGUCUGGUUUGUGGUAGGCAAUGUGUGGAUUUUUGGAGGUCACUCUUCUCCCUCUGAUGCUCCAAAAUUGUACAGGUUAUGCAUAGUGUUCCUAACCUUUAGUUGUAUCGGAUAUGCCAUGCCAUUCAUACUAUGUGCAACAAUUUGUUGCUGCCUGCCCUGCAUCAUCUCUGUCCUGGGAUUUCGAGGGGAUUUUUCUCAGACUAGAGGAGCCACUGUGGAAUCAAUUAAUGCUCUCCCAACCUACAAAUUCAAGUUAAAGGAAAAUGAGACCAAUAAUGAUCACGAGUGCAACCUGGAUAGUGAAGGUGGGCUCUUGGCUGCAGGGACAGAAAAGGAGCGCGCAAUAUCAGGAGAAGAUGCGGUUUGUUGUAUUUGCUUGGCAAAGUAUGCAGAUGAGGAUGAGCUAAGAGAGCUACCAUGUUUACAUGUCUUUCACGUGGAGUGCGUUGACAAAUGGUUGAAAAUCAAUGCAUCAUGUCCCCUCUGUAAAAGUGAGGUUGGAGAGAGCAGCAGUGCCUCGCCAUUGGCCAGAGACUCGGACCAGCAGUAG
Molecule: messenger RNA, 1275 nt
Organism: Prunus armeniaca (apricot)
Lineage: Eukaryota; Viridiplantae; Streptophyta; Magnoliopsida; Rosales; Rosaceae
Source: the annotation of a GenBank genome assembly